This is a messenger RNA of Symbiodinium natans, 2691 nucleotides long. Lineage: Eukaryota; Dinophyceae; Suessiales; Symbiodiniaceae. The record is from the annotation of a GenBank genome assembly.
AUGCUGGCCCCAUGGGUCGCGUUGCUUCUUCACGGCGUGAUGGCUGGCUUCGACUCAUGGUCCCUGGUCCUACUCCAGGAUGCCGCGGCUGAAGGGGCAGUUUGCCUGGAUGGUUCCCCGGCGGGGUACUUCUUUGAGCCCGGCUCUGGUACAGGUCUCCAGAAGUGGAUCAUGCACUUUCAAGGCGGAGGUUGGUGCACCAGUCUCGAGUCGUGCUACGGUCGGUCGCAGACUCCAUCGGGGAGCAGCACCACCUGGGAAGCUCAGAAAGAGACUCUCUUAAGCGACUUUGCCCAAGGCUACAUGUCAAGCAAGGCUGACAUCAAUCCGGACAUGUACAAUUGGAAUAAGGUCUGGGCUCUCUAUUGCGAUGGCGGCAGUCGGGCAGGCAAUGUCGAUGGCCCGGUUGCAGUUGGUGAUGAUGGCGGCCAGGUCUAUUUCAGGGGUGCGCACAUCCUCAAUGCCACUUUGGACAGCCUGGCCUCAGCUGGGCUGACAGGAGCCCAGGUUUUCGUCGUAACGGGUGAAUCUGCUGGUGGUCUCAGUGCCAUGCUUCACAUGGACUUCAUCCGCUCACGCUUCCCUGGUGUGAAUGUGGUGGGCAUGAACUACUGCGGCUUCUUUGUCGACCUCCCGGACGUAGCAGGCACGCAUGGGCAGGCUGCGCUUUGGGAGUGGGCUUUCGGGGCGAUGGACAUGAGACAGUCCCCGUCCUUGAGCGCCGAUUGCUUCGAGGCAUACGCAUCUGAGCCAUGGCGCUGCUUCUUGGCACCACACCUCUUGCCCUUCGUGCGCACACCGCUCUUCGUGCUCCACUCGCUGUAUGACUCUUGGCAAAUGACGCAGACGCUUCAGAUACCAACAGGCUGUGCGUUCGAAGGCAGCUGCACCCAACAGGAACGUGCUGCGCAGCAAGCACUGCAUGAUGCCGUUUUGGGCAACCUGUCCACCCUGCAGGCUCCUUCGUCCUACUUCCUGCACAGCUGUGUUGGACACUGCGAGGUUGGACUCAACGACUUCGGUUGGACGGGGCUCGUCGUGAAAGGAACCAGCCUCCGCGAUGCUUUCGCAUCCUGGCUCCAGAAUCAAAGUGCUUUCCUCUCCGAAACCGACGCGGGCCCCAAUGCCAACCCCACCUGCCAGGUGCUGUUUGUAGAGCCUCAAGGCCCAGACCCCGUGCCCUUGAUCAGCUCGGGCCAAUAUGCAGUGCUUGGCCAAGCCGUGAACGCGGGCUCCACAGAUCCGGAGAUACGAGAGUUCAUGGAGUUCGUCCACGACCCCACCAAUUACAAUCUGGGUCAGGAUGGCCACGUCUUUUUCUUGACGAGCGGAAAGGGCGUGGCACCCUGCGGCUGGGAGCCUGAUGACUGGGAGUUUAAGUCGGCCCUGGGCGUCGCAAGCUUCUUCGCGGACGCGUCCACAGAAAACCAGUUUGGCGCGAACACGCAGUCACCUUUCGGGCUGAACGGUCCCGUGGCCAACAACGCAAACUGGCCACGCUUUGCGCGGUGCGACUGGCAGAACGGAGCGCAUGCCACAGGCUCCUUUGAUGCUCCGGGGCUGAAGUGCAGGACCUCUCCGACCUUCACCUCCACGAAGAAUGCGAACAAGUACCACUGCGUAAUGUACUUCUCCGUCUACAUGCUGAAAGGCAGUGGAGCAGAGAUGGGUGCAGCGUGCAUUGGCCGGGCGGUGGGAAACGGGAACAGGGAUGAGACCUGGGUGCCUGACGACAAGCCGGUGACCUGCAGCAACCUGAUCUUGGACGACGACGGCAUGCCAACCACCCCAAUCUAUGCAACCGAGCAGGAGUGGGCUGCUGAGACGACACAGGCCUUGGGCAUCGACCCUGAUGUCUUCGAAGGUUUUGAUGGAAAACUUUACAUGGUCUGGGGCUCCCACAUGCCUGGCGGAGCCCAGGUCGUGCUUCUCGACGACAAUGGUUUCGUGUCUCCUAACACGAUCGGGAGAAGUUCUGUGACCCACAAUUCUGCUGUUGCAGAGGCCUACAAGAUCGUUGCCACCUGCUACUCGGACCCCAAUGAUCCUGAAUUUCCAAAUGCUCGCACUGGCGAGGCGCCAGCUGUCCUACCCAAAGAAUGCGGCGGGACUCAGUAUUACUACUUGUUCUGGACUUGGGGAAAGUGCUGUAAUGGCCUGGCUUCCACAUACGAGACAGUCAUGGGGCGAUCAACCAACCCCUUCGGACCAUACGUGGACAAAAACGGCAAGGACAUGGCGGUUAUUGACAGCUCUACACAAAACCCGGGGGGCUCCUAUUUCCUGCGAUCUGCCUUGAACGUUUCCGCGAGUGACAAGUCUGCGAUCGGUAGCCGCUACAUCGGACCUGGGCAUGUGGCAUUCUUUGAAUAUCCGGAUGCUGCUGGUGAGAAGGUGAUGAUUGUGACCUUUCACUUCUACGAUGCAGAACAACAAGGCACAGCCUUGCUCGGAGCACGAAGGGUCUUUUUCGACAGCACCUGCUGGCCUUACGUGGACGGCCAGACGUGGGAAGUCUCCGAGCUCUACCCACAUGCCUCCACCUCUCCGGCAACGGAGUCGACCAUUUCUAGUACGAGUGUGAACCCAGAGGGCACUUCUGCCGCGACCAGAACAAUAAGUUCCGAGUCCGCGCGCAUGAUUCUCCACGCUCUGAAUUUUCUCUUAGUCUUAGCCUUAUCUUGGGACUAG